UUUUCAUCCAACCCAAAAUUAUUUCGGUUUAUCGCCUGUCUUGGAGCUCCAAAAAUAAGAUACCCCAUUCUCCAAGCACCCAUUGCAGGAUAACAGUUGUAAUGGCGCCAUCCAAGACCUCGACGGUGAAGAACAAGCACGCUUCGAAGCGCAGCGCCAACGGUUCCGGAAUCUCGAACUCGAAGUACUCGACGCGGCCCCAGAAUGACGGCGUGAGCAAGAAGAAGAAGGAAGCGCCGAAGACAGCGAAGGGAACGGGCAAGCCGCGCUUCAAGAAGAGGCGGGUGUACACCGAGAAGGAACUGAAUAUCCCGGCUCUGAAUAUGAUUACGCCGGUGGGCGUUGAGAAGCCGAAGACGGGGAAGAAAGGAAAAGUUUUCAUCGAUGAUAGGGAAUCCAUGCUUACGAUCCUGGCGAUGGUACAUGCCGACAAGGAUGGCCAAAUCGAGUCGAAGAUGAUGAAGGCGCGCCAGAUGGAGGAGAUCCGCGAGGCACGCAAGGCAGAGCAGGAGAAGCGGAUAGAGAUCCGAAAGGCGAAGUUGGACGAGACCAAAGAUGGUAUGCGCAAGAAGCGGAAGCGUGAGAAGUCGGGUGGUGACGCUAUGGAGGGCGUAGAGAGGAUGGAGAGGCUGGGCACAAAACCGCUGAAGGUCAAGAAGAAGACCGUGAGCUUUGCGUAGACGGAAGUCGAGGUAGACGAAGCAAAGAUGUAUGUGGGGGUAUAGCAUUGUUGGGACACUGUGAAAAUGGGUGGGGAGGCGUUGGCGGGGCUUAUAGGCGUUGUCCUGGAUUAGCUGAAUUGCUGAAACCGAUACCAAAGAAUAUGAAAAUUGGCCUUAUUGUAUU
Molecule: messenger RNA, 846 nt
Organism: Pseudogymnoascus destructans
Lineage: Eukaryota; Fungi; Ascomycota; Leotiomycetes; Thelebolales; Thelebolaceae
Product: 60S ribosomal subunit assembly/export protein
Exons: 2
Coding region: 102-680 (192 amino acids)
Biological process (GO): ribosomal large subunit biogenesis; intracellular mRNA localization
Cellular component (GO): preribosome, large subunit precursor; nucleolus
Molecular function (GO): mRNA binding
Source: RefSeq, a predicted model, not a curated record